This is a messenger RNA of Melampsora larici-populina 98AG31, 1380 nucleotides long. RefSeq lists its product as uncharacterized. The coding region runs from base 1 to 1380 and encodes 459 amino acids. The transcript is spliced from 2 exons. The record is from RefSeq and is a predicted model, not a curated record. NCBI's taxonomy places the organism in Eukaryota, Fungi, Basidiomycota, Pucciniomycetes, Pucciniales, Melampsoraceae.
AUGCGCUGGUUGCGAGACCAAGUCGCCUCUAUCUUUUCUCCUUCCGACCCCAACUUCAUAUAUCACUCUUCCUCGGUCGCAAAAAGCGCUAUCAGAUUUGAUUUGGGAGCGAAACGGCCAGUCUUUCCGGUCUCCGGGAAAGAUGCUGUCAUCCCACCGCCAGGUGAAGUCCUCUCCAGAGAUCCUGUCGUCUUGGGUGAAUAUUGGUGGCCUCGGGACAUCGAAGAAGAGCUAUACUCCCCUCUUAAGAGUUUCGUCUUUGACCCCCCCGCUCAGGAGCAUCUCCAACCUCUGGUUGCCUCCAGCUCCGGUUCGAACGCUGUUGUUAAUACGGCGACUACAGCCAAUCAACCUACGCUCCCUAAUGAACCGGCUCUAUUGGCAAGAAUCCUUCCUAGAGGUGCGAUUGGCCCAGGAGAUAACUUCAGAUCCCUAUUGUCUCGUUCUGUCUCCUCAAGGAAAUCUCGCCGCCAAAGUCCUAGGCAUAGGCACUGUUGGGGUAAAGCUCCGGCUUCUCCUCCAAAUCUUUCUCAAAAAGAAGGAAGGCCUCCUCAGGUUCCUCUCGGAAACCAGAGUCGAGGCACUCAGGAGCCGCUUACGCGGCUUCCUAUCCUGGACAGGAUUGAUCAUGGCCAACCCGUCAAUUCCGCUACUCCUGGUCACAGAAAUAAAGGAAAGCGUGUGCCAAGCGAUCCUUAUCUCCUCCUAUCCACAACAAGAAGCAUAGUCGUUACAGUAGUUCUUUGGAAUCCUCUGUGCGAAGCAGGAAGCGUCACAGAAGUGACUCUUCUUCCUCAAGCUCUAGCGAUUCCUCUGACGUCUUGUAUCUCGACAACCGUAAUCGUGACCACAAGAGCCCAACUUCUCCUGUUCCCAAGGAAUCUGCUCUCGCUCUUCUCAUGGUUCCUAUUGAUAGACUCAAGAACAGAAAAGCCAGUUCCAUGUCCCUCAUCAUACAAAGCAUGGGUAGAGAAUACUCACAAAAUUCCAAGAAGGCACUUUCACUCUAUAACACCGGUCCCAACAAACCAGCCAGCUUACCCUCCUCAAUGUCGAAAGAUUUACUUGAGUAUAACCUCUGAAUCCAUCAACGAUUACUUUGAUUACAUUAAAUACCUCUGCAAAUGGCAAGAGGAGUGCGAUUGGCGCAACAUCAUGGCAUUCGACGGCGUGUUGCGUCGGAAAUUCUCUGAAUACACUUUGAUCACCUUUGGUGACUACAAAGCUCCAGAACUUAGAAGAUUCAAAGCUCGAAGCCUUAACAAACCCUUGACUCUUGUCGGAUAUCCUUCUCAACCUUCUUUGUCGAAGCAACCAAAACAGGCUUCGGUUUCUUCUCAGCCUCGUGAUUCUAAAUCACAAUCCAAAGCGAAACCAUAA